AGUUUUGAUUUGAAGUGUGUUCUCCGUCGACAAGCAUUUAUCCUCGGCAACACCAUCUGCACCCAACUGAAAAUUAUUGGCCCACGCUUCAUUUCUUGCCGUCCUUUAUUAUCACUUGUCCUCGAGCGGAGCGGGGCGGGCGGCAGUCUGUCUCUCUUCGAAUUGAAAUUUUGAAUCCUCUUCCCCCCCAUUCCCUUCCCUUCCCUUCCUCCCCUCCCCUCCCCACCUCCCAGGUUUCCACCACCGCGCCGCAGCCCGCAGAGCAGGCCGGAGCAGAGGAGAGAGCCGAGUCGAGUCCGCCCACAGUAGACAGAUCGAUGGGGUGCGUGUCGUCGACCUUCACCGAGGACGACGAGCGCCGGAUCAUCGGGGUAUCCGCCUCCGCGUCCCACAUCGUCUCCCUCACCUCCUCCACCUACGGCAUCCUCACCUACAACCUCACCGCCUCCCCUUCCACCACCAAAUCCACACCCCCUCCACCGCCGCCGCCUCCGCCCGUCCCACCGCUCUCGCUCCCCUCCUGCAGGGCCAAGCCCAAGCCGCCCUCCGACGAGCAGCCGGAGGCGGAGGUCAUCAACUCGUGGGAGCUCAUGGCCGGCCUACACGACCCCUCCACCCCGGCCAAAUCCAAGUCCCCGCGCGGCCCCGCCCGCAGGGAAGCCGGCGACCGCCCGCCCCGCCCCAUCCGCUUCCCGCUCCGCGCCAUCGACGGCAACGCCGCGGCGCGCGUCCCACCUCCGCCGCAGCGCUGCCCGCCCGGCGGCGCGCGCUGCGCGGUGCUCUACACCACCACGCUCCGCGCCGUGCGCGCCACCUUCGAGGCCUGCAACGCGGCGCGCGCGGCGCUGCAGUCCCACGGCGUCGCCUUCCGCGAGCGCGACGUCUCCAUGGACCGCGGCUUCCGGGACGAGCUCCGCGCGCUGCUCCUCCCGGGCGCCCCGGCGGCGCUGCCGCGGCUGUUCGUGCGGGGCCGCCACGUGGGCGGCGCGGAGGAGGUGCUGCGGCUGGACGAGGAGGGCGCGCUGGCGCCGCUGCUGGAGGGCCUCCCCCGCGCGCGCUCCCACGGCUGCUGCGACGGCUGCGGCGGCAUGAGGUUCCUCCCCUGCUUCGACUGCUCCGGCAGCCGCAAGGUGCUGUCCGGCGUCGGCGCUGCGGUGAAAGGGCGCCCGGAGAGAGGCGUGGUGCUCCGAUGCCGGGAGUGCAACGAGAACGGCCUCGUGCUCUGCCCCAUCUGCUCCUGACCAGCUGGAUUUUUCACCUCACUUCAUCGAUCUACUCCAGUAGGUUUCAGUUCGUUUUCGCCUAUUCAGAUCGAUGAUACUUGUUGUAACUGAGACUGGUGGAUCAACUGAGGAUUUGUCGUCUGGGUUCUUAUCUGAAUUGAACUGGUUGGUAUGCAUUCAGAAAAACAGAGCUUGCACUGAUGAGCAAUGGGCAUAGCAGUGAACAAUAAUUGAGCAGCUGAACCUCGGCAGGAGAGGAGGCUCGUCUAUGCUGGAGCGCCGCCAUGUCGAGGGGGAAGAGCUCGUCGCGGCCUCUCCGGGCACAACAUGGAGACGCCCCCACCCAUCUCUCUUUGUCUGUGUUGUAAUUUAGCAGCUCUGUUUCUGAUAUUAGUUUACAGUUUUGCAAAAGCACAUAUAUAUAGGCGAAAGUGGUUUUGUGGCUCC
This is a messenger RNA of Aegilops tauschii subsp. strangulata, 1670 nucleotides long. RefSeq lists its product as uncharacterized. NCBI's taxonomy places the organism in Eukaryota, Viridiplantae, Streptophyta, Magnoliopsida, Poales, Poaceae. The record is from RefSeq and is a predicted model, not a curated record.